AUGCACGCCAGUUACAAUCCGUAUGGGGAGUAUCGCGGGAGCCCUGAGCAGCUAGAUUUCAAUGGUCGUUCUGCGAUAUCAAGCACCCCUAGCGCCGCCCUUCCGUUCCAGGCAUUUGCCAAACGGACGGCACCGGUUCGAGGCCAUGCGAAACGAAUAUCACGGAACAUCCCUCGAGAUCGAGCGUCGAAGCUCCUGAUGACCCAUCGCAUCAAACGUCCGUCAAGCGUGUACAGUUUUUCGGAGGAUCGGUUGGAUGAUGAGUAUGAGGAUUUGGAGCCGGGCAAACGUCUUGACCACAGUCGACGAACGAGCUAUCGAUCGUCCAACGCCAGUACACCGCAGCUCCAGCGUGUCAAAUACCCCACGUCCUUGCAACUACGCGUAUAUGAUCUACUUCUUCCUGACACUUCGCCGAGUGUGGGAUCCACCCCAGAAUGGGCGUCACACCGAUCUGGUGAGUCUCUAGUGGAUGUCUCGCACGCCCGCAUGAGUGAAAGAAGCAAUGUUUGGGCUGCAUUGCCUGCAGAACCCUCGUCUCCGCCAACGGUGUCGUAUCCAGAGCUGCCCGGACGUCGUUCGAUACCAUAUAAAGCUCAUCAUCUCCCGUAUCAUUCAUCACCAACCCUUGCGCCACCUCCUUCGCUUUUCAUUCCUCCCGCAGGACAACAGGGGUUCAACGACUCCCUACCAUCCCCUCACUACAUAGCGUCUAGUCCCACUGAGACAUCAUCACUAGGGUCGGUGAACAGGGGACCUAGUGAGAAGGCAAUAGCUGCUCUUGGUAUUCUAGAAGACAAUCCAGCAGAGGCACUGCGGGGUCGACACCGAGCAUUGUUCCGCAACGUACAACCUCGUUCACGGGAUUACUCGCAUUAUAUGCCGGGCCGCAAACCUGCUUCUUCGGGUCGUUCACCUAGUAGUCCGCUCGCGAGAUAUAGCGCGGGGUCCGUCAGUGCACCCGAGAGUCCAGGGAGAUAUAAUCCACCGUUCGGAAACGAUGGGGGCGAGGAUGAGACGGAGGAAGGUGAAGACGAAGGUUCUGAUGAGUACCAUAGACAGCUCGUUGAACAGUAUCGCGACAUAGCAGCCCACCAUCCCGGGAGCACGAGCUACGAAGAGUUUGGCUCCAAUCACGAGGACGACGAUCAUGACGAUGAUGGCCAACAAGUUCGACUGGUACCACCAUCACCCCUCUGGAGCCGGAAGAACAGCAAGGCGCACAGGAUACUUGGUGCUAUAGUAAUAAGAGACGACACACCACCGACUCCGAGCAAGAAAUCCAACGAAAGUGAACCACGUCCUCGCCGACGUCGCCCUCUGUCCGCCGCUCCCCUCAAGAUGGUUCUCCCCCGGCAAGUCAGAAGGAACCAAACCGAAAAAGACCGAUAUGUCCGUUCCCGCUCGCCACCCCCCUCCGGACGACGAGACCGCGAGGAAGGUGGGACAGAUCCCCGCCUUCGAAACGCCGGCUACGCCCCCAAAUCUUAUCGCUCAUCCGCCUACUACACCCGCACAAAACCGCCCACCUCGCAUCCGAAAGGCAAGAAAUCCAAGAAGCAACCCAUCAACGAGCCGCCGCUCCCCCUCCAUCUCCCCUCCAAAGUCGCUGCCGCCCGCCACAACUCCAAAGCCCACCUCGCUAAGAUGGUCCGCAUCAUCGGCGGCGACCACACUGAGCGGAAACCCUCCGACGCCCCCAGCCACUCCAUGUCUAUGUUCUCCGACGCCUCUGCCUCCCAGAGCCUCUCGUGGUACAGCGACGGCGGCCGCACCGACCCGCUCUGGCGCUCCACCGCCCGCCCCGGCGCCGCCGACGACCACAUCCCCUACCCCCAGACCAUGGAGCGCCUCCCGCACCUCCGUUUCCCCUCCGCGACAUCCGCACCUCCCUCGCCCACCAGCGACGUCUCCCCAACCGCCAUGCGCAAGCCCUCUUCCGCCUCGCACGUCCUCCAUAACGUCCUCGGACGCCACCUCUCCAUGUCCUCCUGGUGCAUGUCCAAGCGGCACGGAAGCCCCCAACCCCGCGCGAAGUCCCAGCAACCAACCGCAUUCGACAAACAUUCAGUGCGCCACCACCGCGCGCACCGCGUCCGUAGCACGCCGCACGAGACGGGGAGCGACUCGCUGACGGUCCCCGCGAAACGCGACUCGUUCGUCCACCUGCUCCGGCCAUCGAUGGGGGCGUUGGGCGGCGGGAGAGGGCUGUUUCGGAAUGUGAAUGUGUUUGAGGCGCGGCGGGAGGCGGCGGCGGAGAGGCGGAGGGUGAAGUUGAAGCGGAGUAUACGGGUGGUGGGGAACGUGGAUCCGAAUGCGGUGGAGGUAUUGAAUCGACGGAGAACGCAUGCGGGGGUGGGGGAAAGAAGAGGAGGCGAGGCGCAGGGGGUGGUGAAAGGGGGGAUGUUGAAUGGGUAUGCGGUUCGGAAGGAGAGGUUUGGGGAGAGUGGGUGGUUGUGA
Molecule: messenger RNA, 2460 nt
Organism: Eremomyces bilateralis CBS 781.70
Lineage: Eukaryota; Fungi; Ascomycota; Dothideomycetes; Eremomycetales; Eremomycetaceae
Exons: 1
Coding region: 1-2460 (819 amino acids)
Source: RefSeq, a predicted model, not a curated record